This is a messenger RNA of Triticum aestivum (bread wheat), 1411 nucleotides long. RefSeq names its product phytosulfokine receptor 2-like. Gene Ontology annotation, molecular function: protein binding. Bases 16 to 1143 code for a protein of 375 amino acids. The transcript has a single exon. NCBI's taxonomy places the organism in Eukaryota, Viridiplantae, Streptophyta, Magnoliopsida, Poales, Poaceae. The record is from RefSeq and is a predicted model, not a curated record.
AAUCACUCGAGCAGAAUGAAUCCCAUAGCCAAAUGUUACCUGAUGUUCUUCCUCCUUUUGGCAGUUCUCUUGCCCGAGGCGCGCGCGAAUUCGUGCCACCCCGGCGACCUCCGUGCGCUGCUGGACUUUGCCGGGAGCCUCAAUGGUCGGGAUGUCCUCCUCCGUGCCACGUGGUCCGGCGCCGCAUGCUGCAGCUGGGAAGGCGUGGGUUGUGACGCCGCCAACGGCCGUGUCAUGGCACUACGCCUCCCCGGGCGAGGCCUCAAGGGGGCCAUCCCAGGAACCUCACUUGCAGGCCUUGCGCAGCUCGAGGAACUCGACCUCGGCUCCAACAACUUUCACAACAUCUCAGGGGUGCUCACCGUGUUGCAUGGGUGCCAGAACCUCGCCACGUUGAUUCUCACCAAGAAUUUUGGUGGUGAAGAGCUACCCGGCGAUAGUAUUAUUGGUGGGUUCAAGAGCCUCGAGGUGCUGGCCCUUGGUGAUUGUGCUCUCAAGGGCAGGGUUCCGGAAUGGUUGUCUCAAUGCAAGAAAAUGGAGGUGCUUGAUUUGUCUCGCAACCAAUUGGUCGGCACCAUUCCAUCGUGGAUUGGUGAGCUGCACCACCUUUCCUACUUGGAUCUCUCAAAUAAUUCAUUGGUUGGCGAGGUACCUAAGAGUUUGGCACGACUAAAGGGCCUCGCCACCGCUGGGCAUUCAGAGGGCAUGACUUUCACUAACAUGCCAUUGUAUGUGAAGCAUAAUAGAAGCACACUGGGACGACGACUUAACGAGCUCCCAAAUGUCAUAACAGGGACCAACAAUGUUGUGAGAUCCGGGAGAAAGAAUGUUGUAUCCGGAAACGACAAUACUGUCAUAUUUGGGGAUGAAAACACCGUAUCUGGGAACAACCAUGCGGUAUAUGGGAAUCACAACACCGUAUCCGGGAACAACCACGUCGUAUCUGGGAGCAAGCAUGUUGUAUCUGGGAGCAGGCAUGGUGUAACUGGGAGUAGCAGUGUCGUAUCUGGGUUCAACAAUGGCGUAUCUGGGAUCAACCAUGUCGUAUCUGGGAGUAACAAUGUCGUAUCUGGGAGCAACAAUGUUGUAUCUGGGAUGAACCAUAUCGUAGUUGGGAAUAACAAAGUUGUAUCAGGAGCUUAAUUUUAUAUAUAAUUAAGCCCUUAUAUACACAUAUUGCCUCCUCUUGAACUUCUCAACUAUCUGAGGAGUUGAGAUGAGAUUAUGUUCAGCCUUUGUAGUUUGUUUUUCUGCUACUAUCCUAGGCCAUGAGAUACUAUUCGAUAAAUAAGGUACAUGAGUUGCCACACGAGAUGUGCCUGCCUAUGCCUCGCAUUGUUGUAAUAAUCGAAUCUUCAUGGUCCAUGUAUUGUGUAUCGAGAAAUUUAUUAUGGUUUGACUGGUAUGCCAA